AUGGAAUCUACCAGAGUCGGCAGCGUAUUUCUAGGCGACAUUCAGCGCCAUCGGCAUCUCUCGACUUCAACGCGCGCAAGCACCCCGCCAUCUUCUCCACCACCCACCACCACCACCUCUAUCUUCUCCUCCUUACACCCGCACCAUACCAUCGCCUCACCUGCUUCCUCUAGCUUUACCGACAUCGAUAUCGACAUGGAUCCUUCAGAAUCACCUGGGAAGACGGGAGAGGCUGUCCAGAAGAAGCAGCCGUUGGCUGGGAUACAGGAGGGUGGAGGAGGACUUGAGACGCGUCAUGGGCCGGGCAAAGUCGACCCUAUGCUUGCGCUGGAGCUUAGGUUACGGUGGUUGGAGGCGUUGAUUCUUGGAGUCAAACAGGAUUUAGGGAAGGACAGGAAGGGGAAGGGGAAGGAGGAAUAUGCUGUAGGCGGGAGCACGUCUGCUACUGGCGCCGCUGCCACUCACCUCAAGCCAGGUGAAACCCUGGUACGAUUGGCGGAGACUGUGCAGCAGAAACUAGAUAAGUUUGUGGAAGGGAACGAGGGCUUGAAGCGGUUUAUGAAUACUUACGACCAACAUGCGCACCUAUUAACACCCUCAUUCGCAUUGUCUGGAAUACUCCAAGAGCCGCCAACGUAUGACAAGAUGUCGCCAGAAGAGAUAAACGCCUUUUUGGCGGAAAUGGAGCCAGACAUUCGUGCUGCCGACCGUGAUAUGCUCGAGAUUGAAGCCCUUGAGAAGAAGGGGAUUCUUGGAGCAGGCAAGCUGGCAGAAUACGAGAAGCUGAAGCCUCGGCUAGAACAGCUAUUGAAAGCACAGCAGGAGGAUGCCGAACUAGCAACAUCUCUGGAGGGUCGAAUAGCAUCCCUCAUGGAACGGCACGCGACAUACGCUGAUACAUUGUCCGAACUCUUCGUUGCUUGGGACGAUGCUGUUACGGAAGCUGAGGACAAACUGUCUCGCAUGGAACGGGAGCGUACAGAAAGGAAGCGCCUCGGAUUGGCUUAA
Molecule: messenger RNA, 1008 nt
Organism: Cyclocybe aegerita
Lineage: Eukaryota; Fungi; Basidiomycota; Agaricomycetes; Agaricales; Hemipholiotaceae
Source: the annotation of a GenBank genome assembly